Messenger RNA from Caenorhabditis remanei, 372 nucleotides. RefSeq lists its product as uncharacterized. The transcript is spliced from 3 exons. The record is from RefSeq and is a predicted model, not a curated record. The coding region runs from base 1 to 372 and encodes 123 amino acids. NCBI's taxonomy places the organism in Eukaryota, Metazoa, Nematoda, Chromadorea, Rhabditida, Rhabditidae.
AUGCUACUCGAACUGAUUCUUCUCGGACUAGUCGCCUACCUCCUUCUGGCUUGGCAUCGCAAGGAAGUCGAAAAAGGUGGUGAAGGCCUUGGAGCAGCCGGUCCUAUUCUCGAAGAGCUGGAGAAUGUCGUCUUCAAGAUCAUUGACAUUUUCAAGAAACAGGCCAACUCUACGUCGACAUCUAAGAGAGGUUCUACGAAAAAUACUACCCCGAUGUUCGCUGAGGAAGCUUCGACUCAAAGAUCGUCACCGCGAAUUGCUCAGAUCGAAAAAUUUGAAAGUGUUCGACAGCCAAGAGAGAAGAGUCGAUCGAAACAUCAUUCCAGACAUCGUUCGAAGAUGGAUAGUGCUCUCAAAGCUGCACAAAAAUAA